GGGUGUUUCUCUUUUGAUUUCCCAUCCAGGUGCAGCGUGUAGCCAUGGCUGCAUGGGUGGAGGCGACCACAAGGGAAAUGGGCCAAUCGCUCAUCAACACAGACAAACCUUCAGUUUCAGCCUCUGCCCUCCCUGGAGACACUGGGAAGCCAGCGUUGGGCCCAAAACCCCACCUCAUGCCCAAACCCUUUGCCCUGCAAAGGAAUGCCACCGUCCGCUCAAUCCGGGCCCCAAAAACCAACUUUAGCAGAGAGCUCCAUCGAGCCGCCUCUUCUGAAGCACUUUUGGAUAUCAAAAAAACAGACAAUCCAAAUCCAUCAGAAUCCAUAAAAUCAGGUUCAAACUGCACAGUAAAUGGGUCUAAUCAAAUUGCAGCUCCUAAAACCGUCCCACCCGGCCCAAAACCUGACUUAUCGGCUAAGCCUAAACCAGAACCCACUAAGAGUCCCGGUUCCAAUAACCAAACCAGUCCAAACUCAAAGUCUGCUGUGACCGCUGAAGAUGUGAAGGACGUUCAGCCCAGGAGCAGAGCAAAAUCUUUAGGUGCUCAGGAUCAAAAGAUUUUCAGCCAGAAGGUCCAAGGAGAAGCAGCCAAAGCUGAAGCGGAUGUCAAAGUGUCUUCACGGUGCUGGCCGCCUCGAAAUCGCCUCUCCGUGGAGCUGACCUCCAAAUUCGAGUCGCAGUCUCAACCUGAGAAAGAUGAAAAGAGAGACGCUGAAACCAGUAAGACGGAGAGAGAGUGGCCUCCGCAUUCACCUUCCGAGUCCAAGCCUUCAAAGCUUCCGGUGGAUUCAGGAGAGAACGCAGAAGAGGAUGUCAGCGGAGGCAGCAUUAAGAGACGAAUCAGCCUUCUCUUCGAUCGAUCUACAGCAGCUCAGCGCAGGGACACUUUCAACAAAAGAGACAAUCCAGGUGCUGAAAUAUCUGUUGAUAUUAAACAGAGAAUCCAGAAUCUGAGCUUGGACACACCAAGGACACGCUUGCCAUCUACCGGUGCUCCUAAAAGUCCACCAUCUGAGAAGACAUUAAGCACUCUAGAUGAGACAUCAAAUGAGAGACCAUCAGAAAAACCUGCAACCACAGAGAAGGUGUCUGCUGACAAACCACAAAGUAUGAGAGAAGACAAGAACUCUGCUACUAGUGCAAAGAGUGUAGAAGAAGAAGAAUAUGUCCCUGUUCCUGUUUACCGAAGGGUAGGGAUGAGCCUAGAUGCUGAGACAAAGAGAAGAGAAGAAGAAGAAAAACAGAGAAAAGAUGAGCAGUUAGAGAAAGAAAGACAGCAGUGGGAAAGGGAGAGACUUUUGGAGGAAGAGAGGAAGGCAAGAGAACUAGAGAGACAGAAAGAGGAGGAACAGAAACGUGCUGAGGAAGAGAGAAAAAAAGAAGAGGAAAAGCAAAGACAGACGGAAGAAAGGAGAAAGCAAGAAGAAGAGCAAAAGAGAAGAAUUAACGAAGAAAGAAAAGAGGAGGAGAGGAGGAGACAGGCCGAAAAAGAGAGGGAGAGACAGAUCGAUGAGGAGAAGAGAAGGAUUGAAGAAGAAAAAGAGAGGCUGAGAGAAGAAGAAAGACUAAAGAAAGAGAAAGAAAUGGAAGAAGAGAGGAGAAGAAUUCAGGAGUUGGAGAGACAGAGAGAGAAGGAAAGACUGAGACAAGAACAAGAAAAACAAGAGAGGUUAAAAAAGGAGAGAGAAAUAGAGGAAAGAAAACGAAUGGAGGAAGAAAGACUGAAAGAAGAGGAAAGAUUGAGACAAGAGCGAGAAAGACAAGAGCGGUUAAAGAAAGAGAGAGAAAUGGAGGAAAGAAAACGAAUGGAGGAAGAAAGACUGAAAGAAGAGGAAAGAUUGAGACAGGAACAAGAAAACGAGAGACUAAAGAAAGAAAAAGAGAUGGAAGAAGAGAGGAGAAGAAUUGAGGAAUUAGAGAGACAGAAAGAGAAGGAAAGACUGAGACAAGAACGAGAAAAAGAAGAGAGGUUAAAGAAACAGAGAGAAAUGGAAGAAAGAAAACGAAUAGAGGAAGAGAGAUUGAAAGAGGAACGAUUAAGACAAGAACGAGAAAUGGAGAGAAUACGGAAAGAAAAAGAAAUGGAAGAAGAGAGAAAAAGAAUUCAAGAGAUUGAAAGACAGAAAGAGGAGGAAAGAUUGAGAAAAGAACGAGAAUUAGAAAGAAUACGGAAAGAAAAAGAGAUUGAGGAAGAGCGGAAAAGGAUUCAGGAGAUUGAAAGGCAAAAAGAGGAGGAAAGACUGAGAAAAGAAAGAGAAUUAGAGAAAAUGAGAAAAGAAAAAGAGAUGGAAGAAGAAAGACAAAGAAUUCAGAAAAUGGAAAGACUGAAAGAGGCAGAAAGACUGAGAAAAGAACAAGAAUUAGAGAGAAUGAGAAAAGAAAAAGAGAUGGAAGAAGAAAGACAAAGAAUUCAAAGACAGAAAGAGGAGGAAAGGUUGAGACAAGAACGAGAAAUAGAGAGACUGCGUAAAGAGAGAGAGAUUGAAGAAAGAAAACGAAUGGAAGAAGAGAGAAAGAGAGAAGAAGAAAGACUGGCACAGGAAAGAGAAAGAGAGAGAAUAAAGAAAGAAAAAGAGAUGGAAGAAGAGAGGAAAAGAAUUCAGGAACUGAAGAGACAGAAAGAGGAGGAAAGACAGAGACAAGAACGAGAAAUAGAGAGACUGCGUAAAGAGAGAGAGAUUGAAGAAAGAAAACGAAUGGAAGAAGAGAGAAAGAGAGAAGAAGAAAGACUGGGACAGGAAAGAGAAAGAGAGAGACUGGAAGAAGAGAGGAGGAGAACUCAAAUGAUUGAAAGACUGAAAGAAGAGGAAAAACGGAGACAAGAACGAGAACAUGACACGGAGAUGGAAACGAGUGAAACAGCGGAGGGAUUACGAGAGGAGGUUCCUACGAGUUAUGAUUUAAUAUCGUUCGAUGCGGAGGAGCCGCCGGCUUCACAGACUCUGACCUCCACCGUCUCACCUCGCCUCGCACAACUGACUUAUGAUGACUUCUCAGUGAAACCACGAAGAUGGGGAACCAGGGCGAGACGUUCCUCCACUCCGUCUCCGUCCAGAGAAACCCCUCCUGCUCCUCACCACAGCCUCCAGCCAGAACCACAGCCCAGUCCUCCUGGCCCCCGAGAACCCAGCGGAGAUCAGGUGUCUGUGCAUGAUCUGAUCGGAUUUGAACCUGAAGCUUCCAGUCCACAAAACCCCACAGACGGCAGAACGCACACGUAUUUAUAUGAGUCUCAAUCGGUAGAUCAGCUGGAGCCAGAAGCACAUGAGGGCCAGUCGAAGGACGGAGAACCCGAGGAGGACGGAGAUGCAGAACAGGACGCAGAGAAUCUAAUCGGGGAAGCUGACGAUCAGCCUGAAAACUACGACGCCGUUGAUAACCCUACCACACAGAUCAGAAUCAAUCAAGCCUUGCAGAGACUGACUCAGGCCAGACAACCGAAUAAAUCUACUGAUUCAGACGCAGCAGAUCAGGAGGAGCCCGAUACGCUACCGGUUCUUCAGUCUGCAGCUCCUCUGCUGGACUCCAGCGUUUUCCGUUCGAAGGUCGAUCUGGCAAAGAAACGGAGCAUAAAGCGCACCAGACCGUCGCGUGCCGUCCGGCAGAGAGCCUCCCUGCCCGCUCUGAGCGAGGGAACGCAGCCCGACUGGAGGUUCUGCGACUCCACAGAUGCAAAAGACCAGUGUUCCAAUGGAGCGGGGUCUGAAUCAGAAGAAGAGGAACCGGCCCGGGACGUCACGUCCUCUCCAGCUCCAAGCCAGCCCAAGAGAGUCCCUGUGUUUCCUGGGAUGGACCCUUCUGCCCUCGCGGCCCAGCUAAAGCGGAGAAGUGGAGUGAUAGAAACAGAAAGUCCAGCAGAAGCCCAGACUCCUGCGUCUGUCCCCUCACGCUCUCCUCGUACACCCACCAUGGCCCUCGGCCCCAGAGUGCUGCCCCCCGUUGACGCCAAGGACAGCGGGUCCGGCUCUUCACCCUCCUGGCUGCUCGAGCUCAAAUCUAAGAAGCGAAUGAGUCAACCUGAGAGCGAAGCGUGAAGCUCAGGUCCGAUGAGGUUCGUUGAGAGGAAGCCCUCCGCUGAGAAGACGAGAACGAUCGUCCAUCCUCGUGCUGACUGAGCAUCGGAUAUAUUUCGAGCACGGGGCCUCGACUGAACUGUUUGGAGGCUUUGCCAAGAUGGCGACCUGUUAUGCGCAUUUUUACUUUAGCAUAAAAGUCUGUCAUAGUUGUUCGCUGUUUACUGUCUUGAUUUUACGGUUAUUUAAUUUAGUUUACGUUUAAUAAUUCGAGUUCCUCCAGUUCAGUCAGGGGCCUAAUGCACGUCUUCUUCUGUUCAUCUCUGAGGAACAGAAAUCAGUAUAGCUUCAAGCUGCAAUGCACUUUAAAUGAGUCGGAUCACUGGAAAGGGUGCCUUAGGGCUCUUAGGCAUUAUAUUGCAUUUGAGUUGAGUUUUUGUUUUUAUUCAAAUUGAAAUAUUGUACUUCGAAAAGUUUGUUUUAAAAAAAUCCAUUGAUGUCCACUGCUAUAUGAAACUCUUUUUUCUUUCUCUAAAUUGUUUUCAUUCUGUUUACAACAUGUGCCAAUUCCUUUAAGCUUUAAGACCGGCGUAGAUUUCUUUUUUUAAUCUUUUAUUGUCCAUAUUUUGUCGGCCGACGUGCUUGGAUCGAGCUGAUCGUCAUUUACAAGGUUUUCUUUUGUUUCCGAUGUCUUUACGGUCCUGCCAAGAACACUUUUAAAAACACAAAUCAGAGUUGCAAUAAUGUAUAAUAAUAAAUUGCGUUCCUCUGAGAUGUUUUUGUUUUAUUUCAGCUGUGUAAAUUGCUGCUUGAGGAAAUGUUUACUUGUUUAAUGUUGGGAAACGGGAGAUGUGUUUUAUAAAAUAUGAAUCAUGAAUUGCAAUCAUCUUGAUUAAAUAUUUUUCUAAACGGGAA
Puntigrus tetrazona (Sumatra barb) is the source of this 4931-nucleotide messenger RNA. RefSeq names its product tankyrase 1 binding protein 1 (gene tnks1bp1). The record is from RefSeq and is a predicted model, not a curated record. NCBI's taxonomy places the organism in Eukaryota, Metazoa, Chordata, Actinopteri, Cypriniformes, Cyprinidae.